Messenger RNA from Paralichthys olivaceus (Japanese flounder), 2944 nucleotides. It is a transcript of the gene lmnb1, whose product is annotated as lamin B1. Gene Ontology annotation, molecular function: structural constituent of cytoskeleton. The record is from RefSeq and is a predicted model, not a curated record. NCBI's taxonomy places the organism in Eukaryota, Metazoa, Chordata, Actinopteri, Pleuronectiformes, Paralichthyidae. Gene Ontology annotation, biological process: nuclear migration; heterochromatin formation; protein localization to nuclear envelope. Gene Ontology annotation, cellular component: nuclear envelope; nuclear lamina.
UGAACGUUUCAAUGAGCCGCCAUGUUAGGAAGCCAAACCCCCUUUCAUUCUGCGAAGAAAAGAAGGCAUUCACUUCCAGGGUAGUUUUCGGAAGUGCCUGUUGUUUACCGCCGAAAUACAAAUUGUUCUACCGUCACAAGUUGUGUCCUGGUCUGGUUCGGUUCGCCUUGUGUCUUUUAUUCGGGUUUCACAGCUCCUCUUGUACAAAUGGCGACCGCGGCCGCAACUCCGACCGGCCAGAGAAGCACGUGCGGUAGCGGCACACCGCUGAGCCCGACCAGGAUCACCAGGCUGCAGGAGAAACACCAACUCAGGGACCUCAACGACCGCCUGGCCCACUACAUCGACACAGUCCGUAGCUUGGAGUCUGAAAACAGCGUACUCCAUCUGCAAAUUAGCGAAAAGGAAGAAGUCCGGAGCAGGGAGGUCACUGGACUGAAAGCCCUGUAUGAGACCGAGCUAGCCGACGCCAGGAGGUGUUUGGAUGACUCCUCCAAGGAGCGGGCCUGGCUGCAGAUUGAGCUGGGGAAGAUCAAGUCCGAGCACGAGCAGCUUCUGCACAACUACAACAAGAAGGACUCAGAGGCAGCAGAAUCCCAGGCCAGGUUGAAGGACUUGGAGGCUCAGCUCAACUCCAAAGAUGCUAUGCUGGCUACAGCGCUGUCUGAGAAGAUGGGCCUGGAAGCCACCCUGAUUGACCUGCGAGAAGAGCUGCAGGAGCUGGAUACAGGUCUCACUCAGGCCAAAAAGCACCUUUCAGAUGAAAUGCUUCUGCGCGUUGACUUGGAAAACCGCUGCCAGAGUCUGACUGAGGACUCGGUCUUCCGUAAGAGUAUGCAUGAAGAGGAAGUGAAAGAGGCCCGGCAGCGAUACGAGACCCGACUGGUGGAGGUGGACUCUGGACGGAAAGUGGAGUAUGAAUAUAAACUGACUCAGGCCCUGAUUGACAUGAGGGCUCAGAAUGAGGAGCAGAUCAAGAUAUACAAGGACAGCAUGGAGAGCACCUACCUGGCCAAACUAGAGGAUCUGCAUCAGUUGUCUGAGAUGAACGGAGCUUCAGCCAACGUGGCCCGAGAUGAGCUCAGAGAGUCCUCUCUGAGGAUUGAGAGCCUCUGCGCCCAGCUGGCAGGACUGCAGAAGGAGACCCGUGGUUGGCGUGAUCGUAUUGUGGAGCUGGAGGCCGCAUUGACUCAAGAGAAAGACACAAGCCGCAAGUUGCUGGCAGACAAAGACCGCGAUUUGAUGGCGAUUCAGGCCAAGAUGCAGCAACAGCUGAAUGAGUAUGAACAGCUGCUUGAUGUUAAACUUGCUCUUGACAUGGAGAUCAACGCCUACCGCAAACUUCUGGAGGGAGAAGAAGAAAGACUGAAGCUGUCUCCCAGUCCUUCAUCCCGUGUCACGGUGUCAAGAGCCUUGUCCAGCAGCCGCAGCGUGCAGACCGCUCGAGGAAAGAGAAAGCGCAUCGAUGUGGAGGAACAAGAAGCCAGCAGCUCUGUGUCCAUUGCUCACUCUGCCUCAGCCACAGGACCCAUCUGCAUUGAUGAGAUUGAUACUGAUGGCAAGUUCAUUUGCCUCAACAACAGUGGAGAUGAAGACCAGGCCAUGGUGGGAUAUGAGUUGACCAAGACUACUGGAAAUGCUACAGCCACUUACAAGUUUACUCCCAAAUAUAUUCUGAAGGCUGGCCAGAAAGUCAUGGUGUGGGCGUCUGAUGCUGGUGUGAGCUCAAAACCUCCCACAGACCUGCUUUGGAAGAACCAGUCCUCCUGGGUUUCAGGCGAGGACAUCCAUGUGUCACUGAUCAACCCUCAGGGAGAGGAGGUGGCAAAGAGAACCACAACGUACAAGACAGCCAUAGAAGAACAGGAGGAAGAGGAGGAGGAGGAAGAUAACGGAGUGGAGGCCAUAGAGGAAGACCUCUUCAACCAGCAGGGAGACCCCCGCACUGCCAAGAGAGGCUGCUCUAUCAUGUGAUCCCACUGCACCAACCAACAGGCCACCAUCACCCCUCUUUCCUCUGAGCCCAGCCAGUGUGCUGCCAACUGUAAUACUAGAACUAUUUUUCUAUCUUUUGUAAUAGUAUUUCAAUAAAGUGUUUUAAUUUUUCUUUUAUCAUCUAAUUUAUCAUAAAAAUAGAAAACUGCUAUGGUCACAGUAUUUGUAUCAAAACAGUAGAAUUUGUAGUUCACAGCCUUUUUUCCUUUUUAAAACCAAGCAACAGGUAGCUAAACUCAAGGACAGACUGUAAUUUUAAAACAGAUUUUAAUUUUGUAAUUUUAUUUUAUAUUAUCUUAAUUUUAUUGUGGAUGCUAUACUCAAGGCCUUUAAAUUACAAGAACAGCCACAAGAUGUCAGUCAUGAGUUAAGGUCAUGCUGGCUUUUUCCGAAAGCAAAACAUUGAGAGUAUACUGCAGUAACAGGAGUUAUUAUUUCAAAUGACUUGCUCCCAUCAGUAAUGACCUUGAAGUCAGGAGUUGCAUAUGUAAACUUGUAUAAUGGCAUUCUUCUAGUAUCUUUGGAAAACAACCGAAAUGCCAUGGUUAAAUGAUUGUAUUGAAGUUUGAUGAGCAGUUGCUGAGACACCUUAAAGCCCUUCGUGUGUAGAAUCUGAAACUAAAUCCUGAUUGUAGAAGAAAGAUUCUGACCUGAGUGCAUUAGAAAGAUGGACUGAAAGAGCUUCAGCUACUUUUCACCAGGAUGCCUAACUCAAAUAGACUCAUGCCAUCUGAAUAAUUGGACAGAUGUAUCGUUGUGUUCUACCAGGGGGCUUUAAUGUGGCAGCAAACGAGACUUUCUUUCCUUGCAUUGCAACACUAAUUAAGUGUUGAUUGUAUUCUGAACUUUUGAUAUUUGAAGUGUUUGAUGUACUUUUCUGUGUCAGUGUGUUACUAUGCAUGCUAUUGGCUGUGAUCUUUAUAGUUGAAAGAUUAAAUGUUUUCUCGUA